UGCAGGGUCCAGUGAAUAUUGCAUUUCCUGCAUGCCAGGCUCAUUGUGGGUCGGCCUAGUUUCUUAAGAAGAUGCCACUUAGUACAAAGUCUCAAAGAAAUCUCAGCCUGUUGCAUCAGCACUCGUACGUUUAUAACCUUGUUGUAAUCUCUCACUUUACAAGGGGCUCAUAUUCAGCCUCAGUAAUCUGAGAUUCCCACAAGCUCAUUCCCACAAGCUAUAUCCUGAAGUCCUGUUUCACUAGCAACUUGCCAGUGUCUAGAGACCAGCUCUGACUGAAAGAGGCAUCAGACGCUGAAGAAAAGCCACACAAUUCCAUGCCCCAGAAGGGGUUACGUGUUGCUGGCAAUCUCAGGCUGGGACCAAAGCAGAGCUGAGCGUUGGCAAAGCAGACAAGUGGAGGAAGGAGACUCAGCAGAUGAUGGAGCCGUACACCGACUGGGCGGAGCACCUCGCGCCAGCCUCCAUCAUCCUGACCCACGUGGAUCAGCUGACGUCCCUCUCUGUCGGUGGGGGAGAUGUCUCCAUCAACGACAGCCUUUCAGAACAGCCAAAAUCUUUCGGGGCUUGCGUGGCGCUCGUGAACGCGGAAGUCUGGUGGUCCUUCUACAAAGCCCAAAACAUCAUGAACAGGAUCGAAGGGCACUUCAGAGGGGUCUCCAGGACAAUGGCAAAGACUCUCCUGGACUUCUCCCAGGAAGAAGUGGAGAAAACUUCCCCCACGAGUCAGCUAGAAACCAAACGACGGAGCAUGCACAAAACAUCACAGAUAUGCGAGGACUUGGCACGGCAGCUCGAAACCCCAUUCUCUCCUGUGAUUAACCUGCUCCAAAAGCUGCUGCAGGCCUUUGAAGCUGCCGAGAAGGGCUGCGAGGCUGAGCUGACGCGUGUACGAGCGCUGAAGGCAACCAUCACCGUGAAGCCAUUCAAGGAGGAGCCGGAGCCGGAUGGAAGGAAGAGGAAACAGGAGCUGGACGAGGCCUUGAAGGAUUACAAAAAAGCCUUCCCCACGUGGGGCAUGUCUGCUAGCAUGGGCUUGAUACAGGCUCUAAAAACCGCCCUCACUAACUCCGAGGCAGGACCUGGGGCUAUUACCACAGAGCAGAAUGAAACUGACCCAACGGAGACAGCUUUCCAAGAAGUGAAGCUGAAGUGGGAGGCGUUGACGUCAGCCCUGGAGCAGGAGGAGAGGGAAUUUCGGAGCCUCGAGAAGCAAAACCAGGAGCUGUCGGACACUGAAUGUGACGCCAAGAAGCGCGAGGUGAGAGAAGGCGAGUUAGAGGCAGCCGGGAGGACCCUGAUCCCGGGGAUGGAGGCUCUGAGGAGCAUGACGCAGCAGUGGGAGAACAUGGCGCGAUUCACGGAGCGCAUCUCCGGGGAGAUCAACUCCUGCUUCACAAACUAUUCUGAUGCCGUCCAACGAUUCCAGCAGCUCACAAACCCCUCGGCAAUGGACCAGAUCUACAGCCAGACGCUCAGUGCGGCCAGCGUGGCUCAGUUUGUGCAGGAAAUCUCUGACACCUACGUCACCGUCUCUAACACACACCUGAUGCCUCUGUUGGAAGAGCUGAAGAAAAUCACGACCAAGGAGAUCACGACCAAGUCUUCCUACAAGAGUCUCCGAUCCAAGGAAAAGAUAGAGGAGACCCAGGAGAAAAUCUCAACGCUGAUGCGGGAGAAGGAGAAGGCGUUCAAGUAUUCAGUAAAACAGCAGAUGGAGACCAUUGAGAAGGAGAUAAAGGCCAAGCAGCCUCCGGUGAGUAGGGAGAAGCUGAAGGCGAUGGAAGAGGCCCUACAGCAGGCAAUGAGGGAGCUGUCCAUUCAGUAGGAAGAUCAAUAUGAAUAUGACAUCCCAAUGGGGUUCUAGCUAUUGGCCCAACCGCGCAACGCUUCAUGAUGAAGAGAUCACAGAUUUCUCCUUCCUGUUGCUUUGAUUUCUGCUUAGAGUGCCCAGCCAGCUGCUUUCUCGACGCUCGCUUGGAAAGCUCCAUUCAUCACCGAGUCGAUUUUCUUGGGGAAGUCACACCAGGUCCCAGCUCUUCCAUCCCCAUUGACAACUUUGUAGAUUUAUUCUUGUCCAAGACGUUAUUCUUUCUCCAAGUCUCUAGCUUUACACACCCCAUGGGAUGUGUCUACCAGCCCUUCCCUUGGGUAGAUAUUCCACUUUCCAUCACCGGGGAGAAGGACGAGGUUUUCUGCAGACUCGUUUUAGGAACUGGGUGUGUGUUAGACGCACUCCUGAUGUCCCUAACCCGAUAUCAGGGACCGUCCUUGUUUCCCUGUCUCACAGAUGGGCCAUUUAUCCUUCCCCAUAAUGAAGGGUCUUGAAGCAACCUUAUUGCAAGAAUUGGGUGUAGGAAGAUCCUGCUGCUUAGCUUAGUGUAGAGGAGAGAUCUCCAGCUAGGAAGGGUUGGAGCUGGAAUAGGACUUGGCAGUUGGGAGGAGGGCGGGUAAUGACAUUUGUUUUGCAGGAGGGAAAGAACAGUUGAUCAUGCACAAACCCAAUGUUCCCUCAGUGGGAGAGGAAGAACCAGACUCCCUGACUGUUCCUGACAGAGACAGAGUCAGAAGAAACCUGGACCCAGAGUGCCCUGAAAUAGAAGCUGUGCACACCCCUAACAGUGCC
Molecule: messenger RNA, 2626 nt
Organism: Pelodiscus sinensis (Chinese soft-shelled turtle)
Lineage: Eukaryota; Metazoa; Chordata; Testudines; Trionychidae
Source: RefSeq, a predicted model, not a curated record